UAUAUAAGCUCUUACAAUUUUUCACUUCGUUUCUCUUUCUAUUCCUCAGCUGGAGGCCUCAUCUCCACUGCAUCCCCUGCAUGCACUCACUCUAGAACAGUUUUGUGGUUCAAGGAUUACUGAGGGGGAGAAUUAACAGCCGGCUCUAAAAAUGGAGAUAACUAAUGUCAUGGAGUAUGAGGCAAUUGCAAAGCAGAAAUUGCCAAAGAUGGUGUUUGAUUACUACGCAUCUGGUGCCGAGGACCAGUGGACUCUGCAAGAAAACAGAAAUGCCUUUUCCAGGAUCCUGUUCCGGCCACGUAUUCUCAUCGAUGUGAGCAAGAUAGACAUGUCCACAACUGUCCUGGGCUUCAAAAUUUCCAUGCCAAUCAUGAUUGCUCCAACAGCCAUGCAGAAAAUGGCUCAUCCUGAGGGAGAAUAUGCAACUGCAAGAGCUGCAUCAGCUGCUGGAACAAUCAUGACUUUGUCCUCAUGGGCUACUUCAAGUGUUGAAGAGGUGGCCUCGACAGGACCUGGCAUCCGCUUUUUCCAGCUAUAUGUGUACAAGGACAGGAACGUUGUUGCUCAGCUUGUGAGAAGAGCUGAAAGGGCUGGGUUCAAAGCUAUUGCUCUCACUGUUGACACCCCAAGGCUUGGUCGCAGAGAAGCUGACAUUAAGAACAGAUUCACCUUGCCACCAUUCUUGACAUUGAAGAAUUUCGAAGGUUUGGACCUUGGAAAGAUGGACAUGGCCGACGACUCUGGACUUGCUAGUUAUGUUGCUGGCCAAAUUGAUCGCACUCUGAGCUGGAAGGAUGUGAAGUGGCUUCAAACAAUCACUAAGCUUCCAAUUCUGGUGAAGGGUGUUCUGACUGCUGAGGACGCAAGGCUUGCAGUUCAGGCUGGAGCAGCGGGAAUUAUUGUGUCCAAUCAUGGAGCUCGACAGCUGGACUAUGUGCCUUCCACUAUAAUGGCCUUAGAAGAGGUUGUGAAAGCUGCUCAAGGUCGUGUUCCAGUAUUCUUGGAUGGUGGUGUUCGUCGUGGAACUGAUGUUUUCAAGGCCUUGGCCCUAGGAGCCUCCGGCAUAUUUAUUGGACGUCCGGUGGUGUACUCACUGGCAGCAGAGGGAGAAGCUGGAAUUAGGAAAGCGUUGCAGAUGCUGCGUGAUGAGUUUGAGCUAACCAUGGCAUUGAGUGGAUGCCGCUCUCUCAAGGAAAUCACUCGCGACCAUAUCGUCACUGACUGGGACCGCCCUCGUCUCCUUCAUCCUCCUGCCCUCCCCAGAUUAUGAGCACCUUCAUCCUCACUUCUGCUAUAAGUGAUCAUCAUCAACCAGUGCUGCUUCAGAGACAUGACUGGAGAAAGAUGACGGUGAUGAUGAUGGUGGUGGAGAAGCAGAAGCACUUGUUCUUUCCUUCUUCUUCUUUUUUUCCUCUGAGAACUCUUUUAUUAUUGUUAUCGUCAAGGAUCUGAAAGAGUGCUAUAUAUUUUGAAAACUACAUGUUAAAUUUCCUGUAAAGAUUAUGAUGAUACUUUUUUUAUGGCUAUACUGUUGCUGCUGCUACUUUCAGUGUAUAUUCUUCUCAUGAAGUGCCUAGCUAGUGGCCACUGUUGAACCAUCAUAAUAAUGUUGUCCUUCAUAAUCAA
Molecule: messenger RNA, 1626 nt
Organism: Neltuma alba
Lineage: Eukaryota; Viridiplantae; Streptophyta; Magnoliopsida; Fabales; Fabaceae
Product: (S)-2-hydroxy-acid oxidase GLO1
Exons: 12
Coding region: 152-1270 (372 amino acids)
Cellular component (GO): peroxisome
Molecular function (GO): (S)-2-hydroxy-acid oxidase activity; FMN binding
Source: RefSeq, a predicted model, not a curated record